Molecule: messenger RNA, 2469 nt
Organism: Botrytis byssoidea
Lineage: Eukaryota; Fungi; Ascomycota; Leotiomycetes; Helotiales; Sclerotiniaceae
Exons: 1
Coding region: 1-2469 (822 amino acids)
Source: RefSeq, a predicted model, not a curated record
AUGCGCCCUGCGUUACAACGACUCAUCUCUAGAUAUUCAUCAUUGAAUCUCCUUCGAUAUCUAGUACACGCAUCGAAUACCCCGCCGUCCGCCAACAUUCAAUACGAUUGUGCUGGUAAGAGAUGCAAUCGGAACUACGCAAGUAUCGGCAUUGGGCUUGAAGCUGCCAAUCAGUAUGACUCACAACAUGAUAACCUUGUUACCACCCAACCAGCUGUACGGCAUUUGGUUUCGAAAAAAGCCUCAAAUGGCUCCAGCACAGCCAUGCCUCCCGCCGAUACAAAAUCGAUGACUACCAAAAAUUACAAUAGAUGGAAAAAUUACUUCACACCUGGCGAACUCGAAUAUGAAUCGCGUGUAUCAGAAAGGGCUCGGAAAGGCGCACUACGAUUAGUCGAUGAUCCGGUUUAUGAGAAAGACAUUGAACUUUGGGCGGUGCUCUUAGUAUAUAGGCAACGAAUUUAUGGUGAUGAGGGAGUGAGGAUGAUCUGGGAUGGAAUAAUCACUAGGAACAUCCAAUUACCAGUCGAAGGUUUGGCAUCUUGGACAAUGUGGAGGGCCUUUUUAGAUUUAGGCCUAGGAGACAAAGCUGUACUCGAAAGCAUCAUUCGAUAUGCGGAUGGUCUACUGCAGCAAACCGGUCAACGUUGGAAUGGGCUUUAUACGAGGCUCAUGUAUCAUCUUUUAAUGAAUCACAGGGGCGCCGAAGCAUUUCAAUGGCAUCGAAGAUUAAUGGUGCAUCAUUUACCAGAGACUAAAGCCUUCGAGAAAUUAUGUUUCAGAGUGAUUACUCUCGGGGGAGAUAUCGAAGCUCUGCGGAAGAUUUAUGAAGGAAGUAAAUUUCAUGUAUCAUAUUCCAGCAUCAUGGUACCAUUAUAUCAUCGAGAAGAAUAUUCAUCUGCAUACAAAUGGCACUUCUCGCUUUUUCAGAAAAAAGACUUUCCCAAAACUGCAAGACCUACAGAAGAUCUGAUUCGACUGUUGACAAAAUUCAGAAGCCCGUUGGCUCUUCGGGUUGCCCGCAGCUUGGUACAUGCAGGAAUAUCCAUACCUCCUGGUCUAGAGCAUGAGCUUAAAGACACGCAAAGUAUAUCUAGAGAGAUGAUGAAUCUUAUUCAUGGUGAAGUCUUUCAUAUUAAACCUAAGAAAUAUGAUGAUGAAUUGGGAGCUCGAUGGCUUGCUACAACUUGGGUGCCAUUAGAUGUAUCCAUACAAUCCAUCCACGCACUGGGAGUCAAAGAAAUUGGGCCCCUAUCAUUUCAGUCCAUUGCUCUGCGGGAUCCGGAUACCAAAGCUAUCAUUAAGAGACUCGAUCAGCUUGCAGAUCUUGGUAUAUCUCCUGGUCAGUCGAAGUUCGUCAAGGCUGUUGAAUUUUUUGCAAGGGAGGAAAAUCAAGAAUUCGUAAACGCAUUGGUGAACAGCGACCAGCAUCCUGCAGCACUUGACGAUUGGAUACUCCAAGAGAAACUCUUGGCUUCAUACGCAGCCAAAGAACAAUUAACCGAAUUCCGACAAGCGAUGGCCAUACGAUUAGUCGGAAGUAGAACUCCUGAUUUUGACGUUUACAACAUACACCUUAGGAUUUGCGUUAUCAGACACCAAUGGAACGCUGUGCUGAAGACGUUAUCCGAUAUGCGGAUAAAUCAUAUACCGGUGAAACCAGCUUCGAUAUCCUGUAUUCUGCGGCAACUCUUACGACCACGUCGGCGCGGUCGGCGACCAGUAAUGGACCCUAAGCACAAUAGUUUCGAUGAUAUAAAUAUGGCUACCAAGAUUCUGACAGGCAUCAUGACAUCCGGCUCAUCAGUUCCAGUACAUCAUUGGACCGAAAUCAUUCGGCGACUAGGAAUGCUUGGCCGCGAAAAAGAGUUACAUAAUUUGUGCAUGUUUUUAGCUUCCUGGUAUGGCUCAAAAAAUCAUGAUCUUCUACCUGGUGCAAAUUAUCUACGAAUUCGAGAUAGCACGCAAGUUCCAGAUGAUCUGGUUCCCAAGUGGCACCAUCAACAUCCUCUCAAGCGUCUCUUCCCACCCAGUCUGCAAAGAGCCAUUGUAGAAUGGGGUUUCCAACGAGCGUUAGCGAGCCCAUCGCCAAAGGAUCCAGGCUUUGUCCGCGCGAGUAAGAAAGUAACAUACAAUAUCACGAAUGGUAUUGUACUUUUGCGAGAACUUCACCAUAUGGGCGUAGAGAUCGAACCACAUGCAAUCAGGAGAGCAGUUGUCAAUCGUUUGAUCAUUCUCUACGGACCGGGAAGAUCCACUGUCAAAGCGAAUCGACAAGCGCGAAUUCUGAAUCCCCUAAGCUUGGAAGAGGCAAUAGCUGAGAUUGACGAUUGUCUACCAGGGACGAAGAUGUUCCCUUAUCCAGAUGCGGCGAAACAUAUUCGACACCAGGCUAAUUUGAGAUUUUUAAGGAUUAGACGUUGGCGCUUGAAGCGAGAUGCUAGAUGGCGAUUGACAGGGAGGUUUUGA